Aureobasidium namibiae CBS 147.97 is the source of this 834-nucleotide messenger RNA. RefSeq lists its product as uncharacterized. NCBI's taxonomy places the organism in Eukaryota, Fungi, Ascomycota, Dothideomycetes, Dothideales, Saccotheciaceae. The transcript has 2 exons. Bases 1 to 834 code for a protein of 277 amino acids. The record is from RefSeq and is a predicted model, not a curated record.
AUGCCGCACUCGUCGCGCAGAGCUCGCAAGCCAUACCAUCCCAAGCGGAUCAUAUCAGAAUCCGAGGAUGGCUGGUCUAGGGUCGAGCGUACGACACCUUCACGAUACGGCAGCACGCCUUUAGUAGACAGCUCGCUUCCGCCAGUCGAUCGAUCACUCACGGUGCAGAAGCUACUGGACGAGCAUACCCGAUGCAAACAGCAGUGGGCGAACAGUGAAGCGCGCCAAUGGCUCCAACAGCUGUUGGCAAGGCAGGUGGCCGAGGGAGGAUGGUCUUUGGACAAGGCCGUCUGCGUCGCUUUGGGCAGUCCCAGUCUGUCAUGGGCGAACCGUCUCAGGAGUGUUUGGCAGCUGGUCAUGUUCAUGGAUAUGGUAGAAAUGGUGCGACCGAAACUUAACCACGCCAACGAGCUCAAGCUCUAUGCUCAAGAGCCUCGCUUUACCUCCCUAGACCGAGAGUUCCUACAGUCCCUUGCUGUCACCGUCCUGGACCCUCCGCAAGCCGAAGAGCUGGUAGACGAGUCGACGUUUAUCUUCAUACCCUGCAUAGAGUGGAUGCUCGAGCUGCCUUUCAUGUUGGUUGCUGUCAAGUCACCGCUCUAUGUCAGCUCGUCCAUGCAUUGGAUCGCCGACGAGGCCGAGCGCUCCCGAACUCGUCUGACCAUAGACUUUAACAGCAACAAGCUUGUACUCAAACAAUGCGACGAUGCGAUCGCGGCCGCGAAGGCUGUUGUCAACACGCAUCACGAAAACAACAUGCCAGAAACAGAUUUCGCCGACGGCCACAGCCUUAGCUUGACCAUCUAUACUUUGAAGCAUCAAGACGAAGAUUGA